AAAAUGAAAUGUGUGAAUUUAUAUAUGGUGUGAGAACAACAAAAGGCAAAAAAUACUCAAGAGCUUCCUUGAAAAAUGCUGUUGCUUCAAUAAGCUGUCAUCUUAAAAAUCCCAAACCACAAUGGAAUUAUAAUCUUUUAUGUGGGAAUUUAUAUCUGGAAUUUCUCUAUUUGAUAAUGAAGCUCAUGAUUUUCAACUCAGUUUAG
Molecule: messenger RNA, 206 nt
Organism: Funneliformis geosporum
Lineage: Eukaryota; Fungi; Glomeromycota; Glomeromycetes; Glomerales; Glomeraceae
Source: the annotation of a GenBank genome assembly